CUCUCAGCUGGCAAAUGACAACUAAAGCUUAUUUUUAGCGCACGGGGUCAGGAUUAAAGCGGGUCAUGACGCCGACGUACGUUGGACCUAAAGUGUAACAUGCGCAGACAGGAGGACCCACAGACACUGAGUCCGGUUUAACGUUACAGUUACAGAACCUGCUAACGAUAGAGAUACGCUGCUAUGAGAAAUGUUACCUAAUACUUCAAGAUAGCAGCUUGGAUAUUUAUCAAUGGAGGCGACAUAGUACGCCGAGUGCAGCCUAACCCCCACUUCAGUGUUGUCGACAUGACGCGACUUCAGAUCAAGCAAAGCCUCUUCCAACUUUUAAAAACAAGAUGAUAAAAAACUGGGGAGUCAUUGGUGGGAUAGCUGCUGCAAUUGCAGCUGGAGUAUAUGUUUUGUGGGGUCCAAUUACAGAGAGAAAGAAGAGAAAGAGAGGUAUGGUUCCUGGUCUGUUGAACUUAGGCAACACCUGCUUCCUGAACUCUUUGCUUCAGGGUUUGGCAGCAUGUCCGUCCUUCAUCAGGUGGCUGGAGACGUUUUCAGGUUUGCCUACGAUCCAGUCUUGCAAAGACAACCACCUGUCUACAACACUGCUUCAGCUUCUAAAAGCUCUGUCCAGUAAUGAGCCUGGGGAGGAAGAUGUACUUGAUGCCGGGUGCCUCCUGGAUGUUCUCAGACUGUACCGGUGGCACAUCAGUUCAUUUGAAGAGCAGGAUGCACAUGAACUUUUUCAUGUCCUUACAUCUUCUCUGGAGGAAGAGCGAGAUCGGCAACCCAAAGUCGCUCACCUGUUUGACGUGCAUUCCCUCGAGAGCCUCUCUGAUCAAGAUGAGAAAACUAUGACCUGCAGAAGUCGAGCUCCUCUUCAUCCAAUACCAAGUCCUUGGAAGUCUCAGCAUCCCUUUCAUGGUCGCUUAACAAGCAAUAUGUCAUGCAAGCGCUGCGAACAACAAAGUCCAGUGAGGUAUGACUCAUUUGAAAGCCUCUCCCUGUCCAUCCCCAUACCUCAGUGGGGUCGACCUAUCUCUCUAGAUCAGUGUCUUCAGCAUUUCAUCUCCUCAGAAACCAUCAAAGAAGUGGAGUGUGAAAACUGCACCAAGCUUCAACAAGGGACUACAGUAAAUGGGCAAGUUCUGGAAAGCCAAAGGACAACAUUUGUUAAACAGCUAAAACUGGGAAAGCUCCCCCAGUGCCUCUGCAUCCAUUUACAAAGACUGACGUGGUCCAGUGAAGGAACCUCAAUCAAAAGACAGGAGCAUGUGCAGUUCACAGAGUAUUUAUCGAUGGACCGCUACAAACACCAUGCUUCCACACACAGAAGUCAGCGGAUUAAAUGUGCUCCGAACCCCACAAAGGCAGAAAAUUCAGAUGAUUCCAUGAAAAAGCCCUCUGCUAAUGCAGAGCAUCGUAACAACAACAACAAACCUUUCUCCAACGGAACAUGUUCGUCUGUACUUCUUCAGUCUCCUGGUGCGAACCCACAGCUUGGCCUCACAUAUGACUACAGUCCUACAGAGUACCUUUUCCAGCUCACGGCUGUGCUGGUUCACCACGGUGACAUGCACUCAGGACAUUUUGUCACGUACCGCCGCAGCCCUUCCUCACCACACACCUCUUCACCCUUCAGCUCCCAGUGGCUUUGGGUGUCAGACGACUCUGUACGAAAAGCCAGCCAGCACGAGGUGCUGUCUUCCAACGCCUACAUGCUCUUCUACGAGAGAGUCCGAGGACUGAACCUCGCUCUGUGCUCAGAAGAGUAAACGGAAGCUCUCGACCUCACACAGCCUUUCCAGUCACACUGUCACAGCUGUAUGUGCCAGUUACAACGCAGUUACCAACAGGUGGAUUAUGACUUUGUGACAAUGGGACCAGAGAGGAAAUCCAUCCCAAAGUAACUGUAGAGAUAACUUUGUACCAUGUAUCACAGAAACAUGUUGAAGGCCAUUGAAUUAUGUGUUCUGAUAUUAAAUCCAUUAGUGGAUACUUUGUCUGCUGCGCCGAUCCAGAGUAGGAGGCUCUCAAUCCCAAAGAUUAUGGACCUGCAGGAUUUUUAAUCAAAUAAUAUAAUAAACUACUUUGCUUUGACAUGUGUAACAAUUUCUAUCAUGCAACAUUUUGGCUUCUAUGGGACAAAAAAGCAGGAACACUUGACAAUAGAGUAAUAGCCCUGCAAUACAUUGUUCAUGUGUAAUGCUUAAAUUGACUAAACUCUGUGGCAUUUUUAUGAUGCUGUAGUUUUUCCUGUUUUGUCCACUGCCUGCACAUUACAGACACAGAAGUAGCUGAUUAGGAUAUCUUUGAGAUGUUACUUAGAAGUUGUUACAUAUUAUGAAGUCGGAUAUUUAGAAAACUGGUUCUCUAUCGUCUCAUCUAAUCUGCUAAUCAAUGUCAAUGUUUCAAUUGACAUUGUUCAUAAGCAUUUUUAAUUUGAUAUUUUUCUAUGUUUCCAAUAAUCCUUACACUGUCAUGAUUCGCAGAGUUAAGGUUAAAGUGCCAUGUUGUCUUUAAUGCUUGAGAUUUUUAACAUAUGAAGCCAAGUGUGCUCCAACUGAUGUGAACACACAAUAUGAUGCAUAAGAGCCUUUUGGAAUACAGUUCAACCGAUUAUUAAUAAUGAUCUGAUCUCUGUUAAUAAAGCCACAGUAUAACUGCAGGUUUUUGGGCAAGUUAUCCUGAAUAUUUUUAAUUCGGUGUAGCUGCCAUUGCUCCUACCAAACCAAGUAAGUCAAAUGAGAAAUAGUCUGGUACAAAACUCGUUAAUGUUUGCAAUUUGCACUAAUGUGUAUUCAUGUGAGAUUGUGUGUAUUUGUGUGCACUCUGUAAAGGUGAUUGUUUUCAGGUAUUAAAAAUAAAAUAAAACAAACAUGCACUUUA
Perca fluviatilis (European perch) is the source of this 2880-nucleotide messenger RNA. RefSeq names its product ubiquitin specific peptidase 30 (gene usp30). The record is from RefSeq and is a predicted model, not a curated record. Gene Ontology annotation, cellular component: nucleus; cytosol. Lineage: Eukaryota; Metazoa; Chordata; Actinopteri; Perciformes; Percidae. The transcript is spliced from 14 exons. The coding region runs from base 339 to 1766 and encodes 475 amino acids. Gene Ontology annotation, biological process: protein deubiquitination. Gene Ontology annotation, molecular function: cysteine-type deubiquitinase activity; cysteine-type endopeptidase activity.